This is a messenger RNA of Colletes gigas, 4647 nucleotides long. RefSeq lists its product as uncharacterized. The record is from RefSeq and is a predicted model, not a curated record. The transcript is spliced from 7 exons. Gene Ontology annotation, molecular function: heme binding; peroxidase activity. The coding region runs from base 169 to 4449 and encodes 1426 amino acids. Gene Ontology annotation, biological process: response to oxidative stress. Lineage: Eukaryota; Metazoa; Arthropoda; Insecta; Hymenoptera; Colletidae.
UGAUCUACCAAACAGUUUCGCUACCUUUCCUUCGAUUUUCGACGAUUUUUCGCGCGUCCAGGACCUACUAUAACCCCCGACGGUACAGUGAUCGGUUCAGAGACGUGAGAGGAUCCCGGGUUGCUAAUCGUCGCGACAACCCCCCGGUGGUGGAUCUUGUUGAUCGAGAUGGGCAGGAUGGACUUGCACAGAUGCAGCUUAGGGCUGCUGUCUACUGUGGUUCUUGUGACACUAGCCAUCACAACACAGCACCAGUUCGAUAUUUCAGAUUACCUCUACGGGAUAGAUAACAAUUUACAGGCGAGAGCACACGCAGGAUUCGAAGCUGAAAGGUUUACGUACCAAACGAGAGCUAGGUUUCAAGAGAGGACGGAAGCCAAAGAUGCUCCCUGUAGAGUGAAACCGCAAAGACCAUGUCCACCGAGCAAAUAUAGAACGCCUUCCGGUACAUGCAACAACGUCAGGCAUCCUGUUUGGGGUUCACGCGGUGUCCCCUUCUUGAAAUUGUUGCCCCCAGCGUACGCAGACGGUAUAACGACACCUCGGCAGUCGGUGAGGAACCACGUGCUACCAACGCCAACGAAAGUGGUGACAAUGGUGAUGGAGCGGCUGGAACCCGUACCAGAGGCGCACGAGGGUUUGACGAGCUUUUCCGGUCUGUGGUCGGAGCUGAUUCUGAACGACAUCGCCGCCACGAUCCAUCCGACGGACCGACCGGAACUGUCCUGCUGCUCGGGAAAAGCGAGACACCCCGAGUGUUACGAGAUCCGCGACGAGGAGGGGGGAUGCAGGAAGUACUGGCGAUCGGUGCCGAGUUUGACGGCGCACAACUGCAACUUCGAGACCAGGGAACAGAUGAACGGCGCGUCCGCGUACUUGGACGGCUCCCACAUUUACGGGAUCACCGACGAGAAGCUGCAUCAGCUACGAACGUACAGCCAAGGGAAAGUGGACGUGACUGCAUGCGACAUCUGCAACAGCACCGACGACAGAGCCCUCGGCACUAUUUACGCCGCUUUCUUGAACGAGCACAAUCGCAUCGCUGGGAAGCUGGCCGAGGCGAACGUGCAUUGGGACGAGAACAAACUGUUCCUCGAAGCUCGUCGACUGGUAGUGGCUCAAAUCCAACACGUCACCCUCAACGAAUACGUGCCCAGUAUUCUUGGAGAAAGUGCUCGAACGGAUUCCGAAUUAAUGCCCGUUGCCAGUGGCUUUUAUAACGGUUAUUCCUCCUCGAACGUCGGUGGCACUUACGAUGCUGUCGCGUUGACGGCUCUCCGCGCUCUGACGUCGCUCCGCAGGCGCGGGAUCAACGACGCCGCCAGCCUGGAGGACCACGUGAUCGCGUCGGCCAAUCACGUACGCCUCGACCUCAGCCACUCCGGCUACGAGCCUCAGUUGGACGCGAACGCUCAUUUUGUUCACGUGGGCCGCGACCAUGGGAUACCUGGCUACGUCAAAUUCGUCGAGGAUUGUUCUGGAAAUAAUAUUACGAUCCGGAAGUUCAGCGAUUUGGAACGUUUCAUGCGACCGGUUCACGCGAGACUGUUGGAAUCGGUUUACUCUGGGGUGGAAGACGUAGAUCUGCUUCUCGGUGGGAUUCUGGAAGUCCCAACAAACGGUGCAGCAGUGGGUCCAACGUUCGAAUGUCUACUGAAGAGACAAUUCAUCAAGAUUCGAAACUCUGAUCGAUUCUGGUACGAAAACGAUCUACCCCCGUCUGGGCUGACCUCGACGCAGCUAGGUGAAAUAAAGAAAGUGUCCCUGGCUGGUAUCCUGUGCACCAACACGAAGAUCGACAGAAUUCAGCCGAAAACGUUCAUCCAACAGGAUCCGUAUCUGAACGCGAGGAUCAGCUGCGAUCAGCACAGCGUUCUCGAUGUGACUCCGUGGAGGGAGGAGCCCCUACCAGAGCCAGUGAUAAAAGAAAAAGUCACCAGCAAGACUGUAGUUCCGGAAUUGGUGCCUGAGCUGAAUCCCAGCCUCCUGGCGGCUGCUGUGAAGAAGGCAGAGGCGGAUUUGAUCGAAAGAAAACAAUUGGAAUACAAUUCAUGGCUGGAGCAGAAGAUAGCAGACCCUAAAUCGCCCGUAGGCACGGCUGCCAGUUUCUCGAAAGCCAACAGAGACGCUCUGUUACUGGCUAAUUCCUCGAUCAUGUACGAGCUGGCCACCAAUGAGAUCCUGAACGGUGUGCAUGGCCUGAAACGCAGAAAACGACAGGUUUUCGACACCACGGAUAACAUUUUGGGGUUCCCCAACAAUGACUUUUCAGAUUUAUUGCAAAAUGUCGAUAUAUCCGGGUUCCUCUCGCAGAAGAAAGCAACGAAUCACGAGGAGGUCGAAUGCUCGACUGACGACAGCCCCUGCGAUCCCACCACCCCUUACAGGACCCUAUCCGGUCACUGCAACAAUCUUCGUAAUCCCAGUCUUGGUAAAUCGUUGACCACGUUCGCCAGGUUGCUUCCGCCUGUGUACGAGGACGGAGUGUCGAAACCAAGGCUCACGGCGAUCUCGGGGAUACCUCUACCGAACCCCAGAGUGGUGUCCACGGUGAUCCAUCCGGACAUAUCUCACCUGAGCAACCGUUAUUCGUUGAUGCUGAUGCAAUAUGCACAGUUCUUGGAUCACGAUCUGACUAUGACACCGAUCCACAAAGGGUUCGCGGAGUCGAUACCGAGUUGUCGUCCCUGCGACUCGCCCAGAACGGUUCAUCCGGAGUGCAAUCCGUUUCCAGUGCCACCUGGCGACCACUACUAUCCCACGGUGAACGUGUCCUCUGGCGCACGGAUGUGCUUCCCCUCGAUGAGAUCGCUGCCAGGUCAACAGCACUUGGGUCCACGCGAACAGAUCAACCAGAACACUGGCUUUCUCGACGCUUCUGUCAUCUACGGGGAGAACACUUGCAUUUGCAACGUUCUGCGCGGCUUGAACGGCCGCAUGAACGUCACUCAGAGCCCCCACCGUGGAUCGAAAGACCUGCUGCCCCAAUCGCCCACUCAUCCGGAGUGCAAAGCGAAGUCUGGUUACUGCUUCAUCGGGGGAGACGGUCGCGCGUCCGAGCAGCCAGCCUUAACCGUGAUGCACACCUUCUGGAUACGCGAGCACAACAGAAUCGUCGAGGGCAUGAGGCAGGUGAAUCCCCACUGGGACGGGGAGAAACUGUUCCAGCAAUCUCGACGUAUCGUAGGCGCGUUGCUGCAGCACAUCACCUACAACGAAUUCCUGCCGAGAAUCCUUGGAUGGAACGCCGUCACUCUGUACGGUUUGAAGCUACUGCCUCAGGGGUACUACAAGGAGUACUCGCCUACCUGCAAUCCGAGCGUGCUCACCGAGUUCGCGACAGCCGCGUAUAGAAUUGGUCACUCGCUACUCAGGCCCCACCUGCCGAGAAUGGAUCGCAAUUACCAGAACGUCGAGCCACCCAUUUUGUUGCGCGACGGAUUCUUCGAUCCUGACGCGCUCUACCAGCGAGGAAUGCUCGACGAAAUGAUUCGGGGAUUGGUCGCCACUCCCAUGGAAUCGCUGGAUCAGUUCAUCACCGGAGAGGUGACCAAUCAUCUUUUCGAGAUUCGAGGAAUCCCCUACUCCGGGAUCGACUUGAUAGCGUUGAACGUUCAUCGCGCCAGGGACCACGGAAUACCCUCAUACAACAACUACAGAGCACUUUGCAACCUGAAGAGGGCCACCACCUUCGAGGACUUGUCCAGAGAGAUGGCGCCGGAGGUUAUCGCGCGUAUGAAACGUAUUUACAACUCUGUCGACGAUAUAGACCUGUUUCCCGGCGGACUGUGCGAGAGACCGCUUCAAGGGGGACUCGUGGGACCCACGUUCGCUUGUAUAAUUGCUAUACAGUUCAGACAAGCGAGGAAAUGCGAUCGUUUCUGGUACGAGACCGACGACCCCAACAUUCGGUUCACCGAGCAUCAGCUGGCGGAGAUUCGUAAAGCUACCUUGUCGAAAAUUAUGUGCGACAGCAUGGACGAGCACAACGAAAUGCAGAGAGCAGCGUUCGAUCUGCCCAGCAAUUUCUUGAACCCCCGCGUCCCUUGCAGCUCUAUGCCGCAACUGGAUCUCUCCGCUUGGAGGGAGACGAGGCACGGCUGCCAGAUCGGUGGUAGAAACGUUGCUUUAGGGGAAUCUGGUUUCCCCACACCUUGUACUAGUUGCGUUUGUACAGUCGAAGGUACUCAAUGCGCAUCUUUGAGAAUAACGGACUGCAAUCAGCUGUUGCGCGAAGCAUCUCGAGAGGCGAUUCUGCGCGACGAUGUAUGCACCGCUCAGUGUGGUUUCGUUUUGGCGGCCUCGGAAGCAACUUCAAGGUUUCAGCAAUUCACGACGCCAACCAGCUUCCCUGGUUUCGUGCCUCACAGAAACAGUCUACGAAGUGCACCAACGCCAGUUUCCUUCAACGGCUUUAAAUUACCUGAUCUUUCUCAGUUCAUAGGUUGAGCGAGGCAAACGUCAGCAGAGACUUUUUCAUACGAUUCGUUGCUUAUUAACUAUCACAUGCAAGAGACACACUGUCUUCCUUCGAGAAACUGUACAACGACAGUGACAGUUAACAAGCUGCGCUCAUCAUUGAUAAUUGUAUCGAUGAUUCGUAAUGACACGUUGCGUGUGCAUGCUUUUGCACACUUUCUAAUGUCA